This is a messenger RNA of Homarus americanus (American lobster), 1192 nucleotides long. RefSeq lists its product as uncharacterized. The coding region runs from base 125 to 1072 and encodes 315 amino acids. The record is from RefSeq and is a predicted model, not a curated record. The transcript has 8 exons. Lineage: Eukaryota; Metazoa; Arthropoda; Malacostraca; Decapoda; Nephropidae.
CCAGUAGCUCUGCUCCCGUGGCCCGACGCGUGCCCUCUCCACCUCACCACGACACGUCUCCCUCUUCGCGCAUUAGUGAUAAACUCGCUCGCUCCCUCCCUCACCCUGCCAGCGGCCCUCACACAUGUCUGCUUCAACAUAUUCCGCCAUCUUGCUGGCGUUAGCAACGUUCCUGCUGGCACUGAUGCCUCCACCAGCCAGGGGACGACUGGUGAAGGCGGAGGAGGACCUGGAUGUGACCCUAGAGGAGGGCGACCACACCACCUGCUGCCAGCGAGAACCAAACAUGAACCACAUUGGAGUCUCAGAUGUUACAGGUGAAGAGAUCGUGAUGGACGUGGGUCACUGCCCUCGACGCUGCGGCAAAAAGAAACAACUCAAGAGAAACGAAUUCGAGCGACUCCUUUUGGACAAUCCUGACAUGGACCCACGAAUGUUGUUCUUACUACACUCUGGCCAACGACGGAGCCAACAAUCAUGCCCGGGGGAGGAGGAGGAGAUGUGUGCGGCCUCAGCUUGGCGGGUAGAGAGGCUGGUCACCACAGAGGGCGUAGUGAGUGUGACGGUGACGGAGGCGUGUGAGUGUCAACCACGCCCCCACUCCUGCCGCCAUCACCCACGCCCCGUCACCCUCCACAAAGGCACACCGUUACAGACUACAGUUGACCUCGGCCACUGCCAGGGUCACUGUUAUCACGAUCUGGGUUGUAAAGCUAUCAAGUCGAGGACGGUGUCAGUGGAAGGUCCCAAUGGAGCUGAGUGUGUGUCGGUCGUGGAGGAGUGUGGCUGCCAGUCGUCUUGCUACCGGGCCUCUCUCUACCAACACGUAUAUAACUACACGACCGAGGACGACCCCAGUGUUCAGGUAAUUGACGUCGGCACCUGUACUGGCGAAUGUGACAUCGUUCAGGAGGACCAGUGUGUCUUGAGAGAGACUAGCGGAGGGUGCAUGAUGUCCCUGGUCAAGAGAAACUCCCGGUGUUCUCCCUCAAGCACCAAAGACAUGGAGAUACACCAAGCAGACGGCUCCAUCCGCUCUCUCACCACCAUCACCCACUGCGGCUGUCACUGAAGAGAGCUAAGGUUCCCCAGGCUAAUACAGACAGACAGACAGACAGACAGAAACACUAAAGCAAGCUAAGGUCUCCCAGCCUAACACAGACAGACAGACGAACGAAACACUAAGGCAAGC